This is a messenger RNA of Etheostoma spectabile (orangethroat darter), 691 nucleotides long. It is a transcript of the gene hspb6, whose product is annotated as heat shock protein, alpha-crystallin-related, b6. The transcript has 4 exons. Gene Ontology annotation, biological process: response to heat; negative regulation of apoptotic process; protein refolding. Gene Ontology annotation, cellular component: nucleus; cytoplasm. The record is from RefSeq and is a predicted model, not a curated record. The coding region runs from base 155 to 595 and encodes 146 amino acids. NCBI's taxonomy places the organism in Eukaryota, Metazoa, Chordata, Actinopteri, Perciformes, Percidae.
CACACAGUCACGUCAAGCACGCAGAGGGCAAGGAGCAGACAGACCGACGCACAAGUGCAUCAUCACAGUACCUGAUUUAGGACUCACCACAAGCAGUUAAACAAGGGCUGUCCUUUCCCGUACACUUAUUUAGACAGGGAAUAUAAGAAGAGAUAUGGACUUCAUCCUGCCACCCAAUCUGCCAGAUGGUGAUAUCCCAUGGGAGAAGGUUUUACCUCCUCUUAUUCCUCGGCUCAAUGGGACUUAUGGACAAUAUAAUUGGUCUCCGAAAUUACUGAUGCCAGAGACUGACAAUAACAGCUCCGCAGAGGUUAACUGUGACAACAGUGGUUUUACAGUUCAAGUUGAUGUAAAGCACUUCAACCCAGAGGACCUAAUGGUCAAAGUAACAGGAGACUUUGUGGAAGUGCAAGGAAAGCAUGAAGAAAAAAAGAAGGAUGGUCCAGGGGUUACAACACGGCAGUUUAACCGCCGCUACCGAAUCCCAAAGCGAGUGGACACCAUGGCUUUGGAGUCAGCGGUCUCUCCAGAUGGCAUCCUUAUCAUAUCUGCACCGAUGCUGCAAACCGAGGACUCCAGAAUCCUGACCAAAUAAUAAUUAUACCAAGCACUCAAAUCUCAACCACCUUCACAGCAUAUAAAAAAAAAAAAAAGUCUAAUGUAAUCCUUUAAGAACUCACAGGCACAUGCA